AUGGCUCAGCCGAAGAAGGACAAGCCGAAGCCGGCCACCGCUGAGAAGGCUGCUCCCGGUGCCGCUCGUGGACGUGGCCAGACCCGUGGCAAAGGAAAGGGCCGUGGUGGUCGCGAGGCCCGCCCCAAGAAGAAGACCGUCGAGGAGCUCGAUGCCGAGAUGGCCGACUACUUCCCCGGUAGCGAAACCAAUGCUGCUGCCGGCGGCGCUGAGGUUGCACAAAUCACCGCCGGCGGUGACACUGCUAUGGACGACGAGAUGCUCUGA
This is a messenger RNA of Alternaria infectoria, 267 nucleotides long. RefSeq lists its product as uncharacterized. The record is from RefSeq and is a predicted model, not a curated record. The transcript is spliced from 2 exons. Bases 1 to 267 code for a protein of 88 amino acids. NCBI's taxonomy places the organism in Eukaryota, Fungi, Ascomycota, Dothideomycetes, Pleosporales, Pleosporaceae.